Molecule: messenger RNA, 1656 nt
Organism: Tricharina praecox
Lineage: Eukaryota; Fungi; Ascomycota; Pezizomycetes; Pezizales; Pyronemataceae
Product: WD40-repeat-containing domain protein
Exons: 2
Coding region: 1-1656 (551 amino acids)
Biological process (GO): rRNA processing
Cellular component (GO): Pwp2p-containing subcomplex of 90S preribosome; small-subunit processome
Molecular function (GO): protein binding
Source: RefSeq, a predicted model, not a curated record
AUGGACGCGGAGGAGGAAGAGCUCGAAAGGCUUGUCUUCGGCGAUGUCGCAGGUUUCAAGUCUGGGUUAAAGGUGCUCGAUUACGAGUCAGAGGAGGACGGUGAGCUGUUGGAUGCGAACGUCCGUGGUGGAAAUUCUGCUAGUAAGGGACAGGACAUUUCUGCUCUUCUGGACGAUCAGUUGUUUUUUGUUGAUGCGGGCAACGAUAUGGCGCUCACGCGCCGAGACACGGACGGAGAUGUGGAGAUGGUAUCAAUAGGCAGCGGCGCACAAGCAGUUCCCGAAGAAGCCGACGAACCACCAGCAUGGGAGGACAGCGACGACGAAAAGAUGAUGAUCUCACUUGCAUCGCACGCCCGCAAUCGCAAGCUUCGCGAUACGGAAGCCGACGAUUUCGUGACCGGCAAAGAGUACUCACAACGCCUCCGGCGGCAAUUCGAGCGCAUUUACCCAGUGCCAAAAUGGGCCCGCCCGCCCAAGGCUGACACCAAGCGUCGUCGGCUUUCAGACAGCGAGGAGUCAGAAUCAGACUUGGAAAUAGAUAUUGAUGCCGACAGCACUACCUCUCUCUCUGCGCCUCCGCUCGCGGCGCUCCUCUCCUCCUCCGCGGACCUGACCCUCUCCAAGCUGUCGCAGAAAGCACACAAGCUCCGGCCAGAGGUUAUCGAUAUCGCCCGCCUCGUAGACGCCAAUGUCGCCGCGCCCUCCAAGUCCGCGAUUCAAUGCCUCUCUUUCCACCCUACCCACCCGCUUCUCCUCACCUCCGGUCUCGACUCCACCAUGCGCCUUUACCACAUCGACGGCAAAAUCAACCCCCUCGCCUCCUCCCUUCACAUCCGUCAGUCCGCUCUACAAACCGCACUGAUCCACCCCUCCGGUACCCGCAUUGUCGCCGCCGGUCGCAGAAGAUACUUCCACUCGUGGGACCUGGAGUCUGGAACUGUGGAACGAGUGACCCGAGUUUACGGACACGAGGGCAACCUGCACAGCAUGGAGCGCUUCAACCUCUCGCCGGAUGGAAAACACAUCUCGUUCAUUGGCUCCAAGGGCACGGUCCAGAUUCUCGAUGCGGUCUCGAGCCAGUGGAUAGCCACCGCCAACGUCGAGGGACUAGUCGCCGACAUCUCCUGGCACCCCAGCGGUGAGACUCUUUCCAUCGCCAACACUGUCGGAGAGGUCUAUGAGUACUCACUCCCCACUCGCUCGUUCUCCGCCGUCUGGCGCGACGAGGGUGGUGUUUCCACCACUUGCAUCUCCAACUCCCCCCUCGGGGCCCGCUUCGUAGCAGUUGGUAGCGCCUCAGGUGUGGUGAAUAUCUACGACCGCCGCGUUUCCUUUGGCGGGAAGGGCCCGGGUGCGCUGGGAACAGCGACAGAUCCGAAGCCUGUCAAGACGGUGGAGAGUCUAGUGACCAGUAUUAGCACACUUGAGUUCUCGCGUGAUGGUCAAGUGCUCUGCAUUGCUAGUAAGAACAAGAAGGAUGCGCUGAGACUGGUCCAUCUGCCUAGCUGCACGAUCUAUAAGAACUGGCCGACGUCUGCAACGCCGCUAGGGAAGGUUACUGCUGUCAAAUGGAGUGGUGGGAGUGGAGGAAUGGUUAUGGCCGUGGGCAAUGAGCAAGGCAAAGUCAGGCUAUUUGAAGUUAGGGGAUCAUAG